GCGCUAAAUAAUGGACUAGCCGUUACACUGGCGGUAAUUAUAUGAGUUACUUGAGUUUCCCUAGGGAUUCUGUUUUAGUUUUCUAAAGUUUGUGCAUUAUUAAUUACCAAGUGUUCCAAAGGAAUUUUUUGUUUUGUUUUCCUGAAUUUUCGUUUCAUACCAUAUAUCGUUAGGAUAUACAACCAACAAAGGAGAAAUAUUUCAACGCAUUGCGUUGAAAAAGAAAGGGGAAAUGAUGAGAGAACGCUCCAGAAUGUCUUCUUUUCAUCUGUAAAAGAAAUGUAAUGCGGAUUUUCUGAUUUUUAUUGCUCUGUGUUUCAAAAGACCUUGAAUUGUCCACUUUUUGCCUAAAUACCUAAUCUCCCAAGUUUGCGGAAAUUUUGGGGUUUAGGUGACAUGUUACCCAAAAUUUCUCCAAAAUGAUUCAGAUUUUCCCUAUAAUUGGGAGAUUGGGUACACGCCAAAUCGUCUACUGCAAUCGACGUUAGAAAUGGUACAUAUACAAAGAAACUUUUAAAUUAAGCUCCAUGUAGAUUAAAAUGACUGGCAACUCCAGGUGUCCUGACGUAUGACAAAAUAUAGCGCAUAGACGUCUUAGGAUUGUCAUCCAUUAGCCACGUCAGCAUGUUCAUCUGCAAUACAAACAAAUAAUCCAAUGAAUUGUGUUGACCUACAGAUUUGACGCUUAUGUCUCCUUUCUAGAGACGUACAUCCAACGUACGCAGUUCCUCUUUAGAUGACAAAGAGACCUGCAAACUUGGUAUUCUGAUAUCGAAUUGCCGCAGAUAUUCACGCCCACCAGACUUUAACACUAGCUGCCUAAUGUUGGCAAUCAAGUCUGAAACAGCAGACGAUAUAUGCUGCAGUACAGCAUACAGGCUGUCAAAUCUUAAGCACUUAAUCGGACACGUGACUUACUCGGCCGCUAACGCACUGCUCACGUGCCUAGACUCGGACGUUGAGGGCGACAUCAAAAGGAUGAAUAGAACUUGGCGAUAACUAUCAGGGAAAGCCCAGCCGAUGAUUCCUAAUUGGCACCUUAUGUCCCAAGAAGAAUAACAGGCUGAAGUUAGUACUUACUAUACUGACCGUUUAUGUUUUUUGUGACGUGAGCAAUAUUGUUGGUGGUCUGGGUCAUUAGUUUAGUCCAUUCGGUAGUUAUCAGUGAUUGUGUUUCAUCUGAAAUGUUGCUCAACGUAAAAUGAGAAUUCCCAGAUGAUUAAUUAGUAAUACUCUGGAUAGUUCAGAAGGAUCGUAAUACUAGUUAGCGGAUUAGCCUCUGAAUUGAGGCCAUAAACUGUUAAGUCGAAUGGCAACUUAAACUGCUAAGCUGUUCUACAUCAUCCUGUGUCGUAAUAACUCUGUCAGAUCUGUCUUAAUUUAUGCACAACUCUUCUGUACUAUUUAUUGCAGUACGUUUCAGAAGAUGAGCGUUCUUUCAUGCUACAUCCAAAAUGCUUUUUGUAAGUUUCGAUUUCUGAGUGCACAGAAGAGCUUUCUGUCAACCACACACUUUGGGUUUGAAACAGUAGCAACCAAGGAUAAGCAAUCGAAAGUAAAUCAUGUGUUUGAGAACGUAUCCAAGAAAUAUGAUUUGAUGAAUGAUAUAAUGAGUUUUGGUGUUCACCGUUUAUGGAAAGAUUGUUUUGUAAGCCGAAUUAUGCCAACAGAUAAACUAAAGUACUUAGACGUUGCAGGUGGAACAGGUGAUAUUGCCUUUAGGUUAUUUAAGUAUGCUAAGCAUAUUAAUGGAGUGCCGGAAGUUCCGAAUGUGAAACCCCUCACUGGUCUCGACGUCACAGUUUGUGAUAUUAGUCCAUCCAUGAUGGAAGUAGGGAAAUCACGGGCGGAAGAAUUGGGGUUUUCUUCCAUUCAGUGGAUAGAAGGAAAUGCUGAAAACCUCCCGUUUAAUGAUAAUUCGUUUGACGUUUAUACUAUUGCUUUUGGAAUACGCAAUUGCACACAUAUUGAAAAGGUAGAAUUAUUUAUAUUCGUUUCAGAAUUUUUUUAGGUUGUUUCAGAAGCCUAUCGAGUACUACGUCCCUGGGGUCGAUUUUACUGUUUGGAAUUUAGCAAAGUUGAAAAUAACUUAUUCAGAAAGUUAGUUAUUUUCAUAGGGAACGCAUUCUUUGUUCACAACUAAUAUUCUCGUUAACAUAUUGCCCCUCAACUUUUCCUUGGCGAAUAGCCUCAUGAUUUCUGUGCAACUUAUAUCACAUUUUGAUGUCAGUGAAACAACCCUAAAAGGCCAUACCAUACUGAACACCUUUCUACACUGUUUCAAAAUCUAUAAUCACUCUUCCAAGCAUCAGGUCAUGUAUUAGACGACGAUGGUCAUUUGAAAACUUCUGCUCCAAAGGACUAAACAGGUCUUUGGGUCUCACAAAUCCUGCCUUUUACCACCAUUGUAUUCACCGAAAACGAGUGAAUUUAUUGUUCACUUUACGUCUUGUUAUUGCAAUAAACAACCGUAUAUGCCAUCUGGUUAACUAGUGAUUAGUUUCGAUUGUACCCUGGUUCUCCAUCAGGAUUGUUCUUAUUAAUAUAGACUCAAGAACAAUGACCUUGCUUACUACUGAAUGUUAGGGUUACUAAUACACUUGCUGCUUGCAUCGGUACUUAUUGAUAAAUUCGCUAUGUUUUGCUUGAAUUCAGGUCUCAGUUGUUAAAUAGGAUGAAACAUUAGUAGUGGCUGAAUUUUUGUUAGUUCAAAUCAUGGUGUGGUCUUCAUAAAAUUUCAUAGAACAAUCUCCUUUAUUUGAUGUACGACUAGUAAGUCCUAGAAUAUUUUUCAACGUACCUAACGUUUGCUAUUACCUCGAUAUCUGGCUGGACAGUUUGCUGCAAAUACUAUUUAAUUGAUAAUACAAUUUACAAAAGCUGUAGGAUGAUCAAAUGAAAAUUGCACUCAGUUCUGAAUCCUUCCAGUUAGUUACUUCAAAAAUAUAUGAUAUCUCUAGCUUUUGUUGGGUUGAAUGUAAUGGUUCCUAUUCAAGCUACGUUCGGUUGCACUGAUGUACAUCAUAAUUACGACGUCGAGAACACUGUACCUACUAUAGUCUGUAAAGAAGGCAUUAUUUAUUGCAGAUUGUAUAAUGCAUUUGGUGUAUCUCAGUAGGUAUCUUAAUUUGAAAUCGCUUUGCCAAAAAAAUCAUAGAUAUAUGACGAUUCUUCAUCCGGCAACUAAGUGUGUGACGUAAAAAAAUAUUUUAUCCUAGUUCAGCAUAAUAUAAGUCGUACCCGCAAGUGCGCUGGUACAGCGGAGAGUGGGGAGAGUAAGCUCUCCCUCUAGAAAUGCUCUCACAUGGCUACGUGCAUACAACUACUGCCACACAAGUCCUACUCACUCCCUCGCCGCAUUACUAUUGUUUACGAAAUUAAGAGGACGAAAAGCGACUAUCCGGCGCUUUAACCAGUUCGGUGAAUAUGGGGGAUCCACUCACGGGAGUUGAAAAACCCUGAUUCCAAACCAAUAGUACAUAUGGUCUCGACGAUCCUGAGGGAACAAAUAGUGUAUGAACCAAUCGUUGAUCACCGGCUACCAUGUGACUGCAUAUCCUGACGUUGCUCCACUGCCUUAUGGAUUAGACCUUUAGGUCGAAGGCCCCGGGUGUGGCUCACCUGCUUCGGUUUGGGCACCUGGACAGUAUUCUAUCCCUCUCACAAAUCGAAUGAUUUAUAUGGCGCAUAUAUAUUUGGUGCCUCCUCGUACCAAUGUUUAUUUGUAUAAAUAAAGACCUGUUGAUCAUACCAAUAUAAAUAGGAUUAAGGUUAUUCUCUUCCAUAUAGUUUAUGUGGACAGUUGUCAAGCCGUCUUUUGUUUAUUUACAUACCCUUCUGUUAAAUAUGAAAAUUAGUUAUAUUUUAAAAAUAAGCUUUAAAAGAUCAUAAUUUCUCAACUACCACCAUUUUCUAAAAUACUUGUUUUAAUUCCAGCAUAUAUAACACAUAUUCUAUGCAGUUAAUACCUGUAAUUGGUCAACUUAUUGCAGGUGAUUGGAAUUCUUACAAAUAUUUAGUUGAAAGUAUUCGUCAAUUUCCUAAUCAAGAAGAAUUUGCUCAUAUCAUUACACAAUCAAAAUUUGAUGGUGUUAAUUGGAUUAAUUAUUCAAAUGGUAUUGUAUCAGUUCAUAUGGGCUAUAAGACUCCAUCCAAGUAGUUGUGUUUAGUGAUUUCAUUCCAUGAUGUUGUACAGUAGGAGCCUAGUUAAUGUUUUUUUUCUCUCUCACUGUAUUUUACCUUUAAAUAUGAUCGUAUUAGCUACGCUUUCAUAUUGAGGCAUUUCUUCAAGUUUCUUUGUUUAUAUAUUUUUCUAAAAGAAUGUCCUCCUUCUAUUGUAUUCUGACAAUUUCAGAGUUCGACCCUAUAUAAGGUUUUAUUCACUUAUGUUACCUAAUAGUGGAAAAAGUAGUUUGUUAUAUAAAAAUAACAAUAUUGUAAAGAAAUAAGCAAGAAAAUAUAAGUAACAGGGAAUGACAAGUGUUAAAAUACACAAUUCGAGUAAAACACAACCAAGAUGGAUUUUGUUUAUUCGAAGGGUUUAUUUUACUGUUUCUUAGGGGUGUAAUAGUAGUAGUUAAUCACAUCAGGGUCAUCAUUAAUCAAAGUAAUGUUUUAUAACUUUUGGAUUUGCUGAAAUGUUCGAUCACUAAAAUUCUAUCUACAGUUGUCUUAAUGAGCAGAUGAGCUCCAAUCUAAUACAACUAACUGUCUUCCACUGCACGGCGCCAUAUCAUAAGUUGACCAUUGCUUAGGUCGGUAAGUUCUGUGCACUAUGAAAGCCAAUAAAACUUUUCAACAUGAAAACAUUGAGUAAUACAUGCCCAUUUUGGGUAGACUAGGUUCGAUAAGCAUGUAGCAAAACUGCUCUAAUAGCAGUGUUGUAAAUGCGACCUAUUGUGGUUAAGUUAGCUGUGCGAAAGCUGGUAUAGAUAGAUGGAAGGUAUAAAAGACGUUAGUGAAAAACAUUUUACGGGGUAUUUGUUGGGAUAUUCAGAAAAAUUAUCCUGUUAAGUCUAGUGCUAUCCUUGGACUUGAAAUGGUAUCAUUUUCCUAUUGGUCAAUAUUUAUUUCACGUGUCACUUUCCUGUUGGCCAAAUAUUGUACAAAUGUUAUUUUCUGUUUUAUGGUACGUUGUGGUCUAUCUGGUUGAUAUAUAAAUCGAGUAUGUUUGAAAUAAAUAAUUCAUAUCGCAGAGGCUGAGACUUGUGUUCUGGACUUAAUUGACUGGGCUAGAUGGAAAGCAGGGCCAAUCAAAACUCUAGACUGCUCAUACGGUUUUACGCGUCAUUGAUCCGAUCGAUAAGUCACUGCACAUUAAUAGGCGGUCACAAGUUAUAACAGUAUUCUUGAGUUCUUACUGUACCAUUUAAUCGGACAGUAUCCAAAUAACUGCUGGAAGAAAGCAUUACUUGUUUUAUUUUCAAACUUAAUGUCAGAGACAUGAAAAGUUGGUAUUUUGCCUUAGAGAUGAACAAAGGGUGAGUCUUGCUGGAUCUCUGUACUCUCAAAUGAAUGACCCUGCUGGGAUCUCGUGUACAGGAUUCGGAGACAAUAUAGAUAGAUGACAUGAGAUUCUAGUCUUAGCUGAUGAAACCUGUUGUCUGAUUUGACAUAUUGUUUGAAUAUUAAGAGCUCCAACAUAUAGUUUUGAGAUAGGUUUCAGGAAAAUAGUACCCACAUUUCACAGAUUCAAGUUGUUAGCACUGGUUGCACCUCUAUCAACAAGAAAAUAUGCUAUAGUACUGUUGUCGAUUGUACAGAAUGUAUAACUAUAGUACUUGUUGGUGCCAAUUACAGCAGGAGUCACCGAAAAGCAAAUAUCCUGUUCCCUUGAUUAAUGAAUAUGUAGUCAGCGAGAACAUAAAUGGACACAAUCGAAUGUAUUUGAACACAAAAUUACAGAAUCAUUUAGUGAAAUCUGAGAACCAUAUAGUAAAUAAUUCAUUUGCAAAAUGUUAAUCAUUUGUCUCAGACUUGAUUGUUCCUUCAUUUCCACACCAAUUAUUCUUUGUUCUCUUUUAUUUGAUCUUCUUAACCUUUCGCCUCCAGGUAUUUCACUUUCGGCUGGUAACACAUACUACUUAUAUAUAUCGAUAUCAGUAGCACACAUCACAAAGUGAAUGUUUAAGAGAUACACAUGAAAUUACUUUGCAUUAUUUAUUCACUUAUGUCAAUCAGUACAGAGUUUACUUGGAAUUGGAUAAUGAACGUUAAGUGUGUGUAUGUGUGUGUGUGUGUGGAAUAAAUGCAAAGUGAUAUUUUCGUUCACGGUGUUGUUUGUCAUUCUUUCAGUACAUUCAAUGAAAUUUAAAUUAUAAUUGUGGCUUAACUAUAAUUAGUUAUACCUGUAUAAAGAAUGUCUAGGCAAAAGGAAAAAAAUGCAUCGAUCAGUACUCUCAUGAUAAAUUUUUUUUCAAAGUUAUUAGAAUCUUCCACAUUUUCGAUAAAAUUCCUUCUUCAAUUCUUACAAAAAAUAUCACAAUAGAAAACAAUUAUUUGUCAUAUAUCUAGUUUUAUAUCAUUAAAAUGUCAGUUUCUGCCUAAUUUCUAAGGUCGAUAUUUUUUAGUCCAUUACAAAGGUGUAGUCGAUGUCAGUUUGAACAUGCCCCUAAACGUCCCUCUCCCAAUGCUUUCACACGGUCACGCGUAUACAACCAUUAUCAGGGAAGUCAUACUCACUGCCUUCUAGCAGCAUUACUGUUGUUUACGAAAUUCAGAGGAUGAAAAGCCCUAACCGGGUUGGUGGAUAUGGAUGAUCUACUUAAGGGAGUUUGAAAAACUUGAUUCUAUAUCAAUGGUGCACAUGUGUUCCAGGAUCCUGAAGGAACAAAUGGAGUAUGAACGAAUUGUUGGUGACCGGCUACCAUGGGACUGCAUCUCUUAACGUUGCUCCACUGCCAUGUGGAUCAGACCUUUACGUCAAAUGCUUGAGGUAUGGCUCCCUAAGAAAGCCACCUGUUUCAGUUUGAUUACCCGAGUAGUAUCACAUCCCACACACAAAUCAAGUGAAUUGUGUGACGCAUAUAUGUUUGGUGACCCUUUUUAUCAAUAUCUAUGACCUAAACAAAUAUUCCACGGUGUAUGGGAAGGAGUUCCUUCCUUUUUUUCAAACUAAACACAAACAAAUAAUAUUUGUAACUAAUUGAAAUCGGAAGUAGUAGUAGUAUGAUCUUGAUUUAAUUCA
This is a messenger RNA of Schistosoma haematobium, 7186 nucleotides long. RefSeq names its product 2-hexaprenyl-6-methoxy-1,4-benzoquinone methyltransferase. The transcript is spliced from 4 exons. Bases 1427 to 2011 code for a protein of 194 amino acids. NCBI's taxonomy places the organism in Eukaryota, Metazoa, Platyhelminthes, Trematoda, Strigeidida, Schistosomatidae. The record is from RefSeq and is a predicted model, not a curated record. Gene Ontology annotation, molecular function: methyltransferase activity. Gene Ontology annotation, biological process: ubiquinone biosynthetic process.